CCAGUAUGGGCUUUCUUCGCAUUGGCAGUGGAGGCGGACUUGCGAUCGGAUUGAUUUUCAACGUAAUUGCAUUGUCAACUCCUGGUUGGAUUUACACAAAUACAUAUUCGGUAGGCUUGUUCGCGCUAAAGACUGGGGACGUAACUACGGAUGUGAUUAAAGGAGACGCUGAGAAAGUUUGUAUCGCCUUCAACGUGAUGGGAGAUGUGAUAUUAUUGUGUGGUGCAAUAGCUGCUUUGAUAGCUGGAGGUAAAGAGGGAAAAGAAGUUAUUGGAAAAGUUGGAGGAGUAUUGUCCAUUCUUGCAGGUAUAUUCAUUAUGAUCGGAAUGGCUACUUACACCGGUUUAAAAUCUGGAGUAGUAUCGAUUCCAUCCGUCGACUGGGGAUAUAGUUUUGCAUUCGGAUGGGUUUCGUUUUGUUUGGCAAUUAUCGGGGGAAUUGUUGCAUUUGUUGGAAAAUAAGCACUACGAAAAAAUAAUAAAAUUUUAAUUAAGUUAAUUCAAUGCUUGUGGUUGUAGCAAUUUCCUGUUCUGAAGUUAUUCUCAU
Styela clava is the source of this 546-nucleotide messenger RNA. RefSeq lists its product as uncharacterized. Lineage: Eukaryota; Metazoa; Chordata; Ascidiacea; Stolidobranchia; Styelidae. The record is from RefSeq and is a predicted model, not a curated record. Gene Ontology annotation, cellular component: membrane.